Eublepharis macularius is the source of this 2627-nucleotide messenger RNA. RefSeq names its product family with sequence similarity 133 member B (gene FAM133B). The transcript has 11 exons. The record is from RefSeq and is a predicted model, not a curated record. Bases 77 to 790 code for a protein of 237 amino acids. Lineage: Eukaryota; Metazoa; Chordata; Lepidosauria; Squamata; Eublepharidae.
UUGACGGAUAGCCGAAAAGGGGAGCCAGCUAGGCCGGUGUGGUUGGGAUCGAUUCGGCGUUGGGAGUUUGCAUGCCAUGGGGAAAAGGGACAACCGAGUGGCUUAUAUGAAUCCCAUAGCAAUGGCUCGAUCACGGGGGCCUGCUCCGUCAUCAGGACCUACCAUACAAGACUACUUGAACAGACCAAGGCCAACAUGGGAAGAAGUAAAAGAACAACUGGAAAAGAAGAAGAAAGGCUCCAAAGCCUUAGCAGAAUUUGAAGAAAAGAUGAAUGAGAACUGGAAAAAAGAAUUGGAAAAACAUAGGGAGAAAUUAUUAAGUGGAACCGAGAGUACUUCACGAAAGAAAGAGAAAAAGAAGAAGGAGAAGAAAAAAUCCAGUAGGUUGUCUCCAUCUUCCUCUUCCUCAUCAAGUUCUGAUUCUUCCAGUAGUUCGUCUGAUUUUGAAGAUGAGGAUAAGAAACAAGGGAAAAAGAGAAGGAAAAAGAAGUAUCAUUCCUCACGGAAGUCAUCUGAAAGCUCUAAUUCAGAGUCUGAAUCGGACAGCAAGGAUAGCUUAAAAAAUAAAAGGUCGAAGGAAGAUCGUGAAAGAGAAAAGGACAGCAAAACCCUUGUUCGGAAAAGGAUAAAAAAUGAGCAGGGGGACGGCCUGUUAUCGUCAGAGUCCGCUUCAGAGUCUGAUCACACAGAGGAGGUACCAACAAAAAAGAAGAAAUAUAAUGAAGAAAAAGAGAAAAAUGAUAAAACAAAAAAGCGAAAGAAGCACAAGAAGCAUAGCAAAAAGAAGUAACGGAAGCUAGUUCAAGUUCUCAUUUGGAAUAACUUCAGUGGAGACUUUUUUAAAAAAUUGAAAGUGCAAUGAGACCUAGAGGAAAUUGCAGCUGUGAAAAUGAUGACGACUUUCACUUUACCAAACUGCAUGAGCUCUCCUGUAUGUUAACAAUAUUCUAGACUUUCAGCUUGCCCUGUGCCAUAGUGCUGGAAAUAACCAUUGUUGUUGCCUGAUGCUUAAAACAUGUAGUACCUCUUUUCCUCUCUCUAAUCACUGGUGUUAAAUGUUCUUAAAUAAGUCCUGCAUAUGGUUUAAAGGAGUCAGCAGCAGUGUGGAGUUGAUUUGUUGCUAAAUGGCCUGUGCUCUUGUGCACACAUGCAGCUCAUACAUGUAAGGGUUCUUCUGCUGUGUAAUGAAAAAAAAAAAAAGCCCUCUCCUCCAAAGCAAUUGUGAAUAUGGAUCAUCGGCUCCAUCUGUUGUUUAUAAAUGGAACAAGUUUUCUGGAGAGUAUGUACAGAGGAGCUGCUGUACCCUGAUGAUCAAAAUGCUACAUUUGGAUGUUUAUUUUUAUCAGGCUAGUGAUUAAUAAUUUAGUUUGCUCAUUAUGAAGAAUUCUUGCAAAAUUUGUCUUCAAAGAUCAACACAACAUAACCAUUUAUUUGAGGUUUCAUUAACUACUGAUGCCAUUCUUAAAAUCGGUACAUGCCUGCAACAUACAUACAUGUUAAUUUUGUCGAUGUGUGUAAUUUUGCGCUUGAUUUUUGGGGUGGGACAUGGGUGUUCAUACUCGCUUCGAUUGUCAGACAUCUUUGAGCCUCGUGAAGAGCAACAUUUGAUGAUACUGUAGCGGUACCUUCCAAGAGUAUUGUCAGCAGGAUUUUUCUUUUUGAAUAAGGAGCAGAAUCCACUGGAAAUUUUUCCUAUGCAAGCCCUGCUGAAAUAAAAGGGAGUUGUGCAGGAGCAAUUUUGCAGAUAGGCUUAUGUGGACCAACCAAGGUGUGACAGAGGCAACCCUGUUUCUGUGUUCACUUGUCUUCUCCAUUGACAUAUAAUGAGGGAGGCAGAGUGGGCAAAUAUUUCUAACUAAAGGUCACAUGGGCGAGGGGAACUCUGGUGCCUUACUCACCCAUGCAUUGUUGCUUCUCCCCAGCUCUGGGAGAAAAGUGCCUGCAGUAGUAGAGUGCAGGGAGGUGAGUUGGGGAAAGCAGUUCAACUUCUUAUUCCUCCUUUAUUCUUUAAAACAUUAGUCACACACCCACAUCUCUGCUUUAUAUAUGAACAGUACAGACGUGUGAAUAAUAAAUAUAGCUGCCCCCUUGCAUCUGUUUUGACUGUUGGUUUAUUCUGGACCUGUAACAUAUGCUGCCGGUCUUAGCAAGAAUACCAAUGCAUCGUGGCAUAGCUCACAUCCAAAAACUCUGGAUUUUAUUCCUAUUGAAAGAGUGCUGUGCUAGUAAUAUGCAUUACUAUCAUCUGAGGUAUUGGUAAAUUGGACUGAAUUUUUGGCAAACUUUUAUUAUUUAUGUUGUAAUUAAGGUAUUUAGAAUUAAAGAUCUGCAUGAUUUUGUACUAUUUUUAAGUUAACCAACAGAGAGAUGCGGUUGUAACCAGUAGGUCCCCAACCCCUGUAAUAAUUAUGUUCUACAUGUGGCAUUAUUGUAGAUGUUAUAGUUUCUAUUGCAUUCAUGACUAUUUUUAAAUGCAUACUUGCUGAAGAUAUUUAGCAUGUAAAAAGCUGAGGGGGGAGUUGAUAUCAAACAGCUUCAUAUUGAAGCUGAUUUUAUUCUAUGUAAGUUCAGUGGCAGACCUGGUAUGCAACUUUGUCUUGGAAUUUAAAAUUACUGCCAGAUGCUCA